AUGUCUCCCAAAAGGCAUCUCUCUUCCACCCUCUCAAAUACUUCCGGGAUGUCUUCUCCAAACCCUCCGUCUUCUAAAGAGCUUCGCAGUACAAUCCCGAAGAGAGCCUCACCGUCUGCGCAGACUGUUUUUAAUACAAUCGUCCGACAAAUUCCCACAAUCACAGCUUUUACCGAGAUUGUCUACGAAGACGUCGCCCCCGUGGACGGGGAUUUUAUUACUCGCUCGCUUGCCGAGUCGGCCGUCGUCGAGCAGCAUAACGCAAGGAUCAAUUUCAACUCUGUAACCAAAACAUUGUGGGUGAGAGUAAUGCCGACGGAGCUACACGAUGUACAUCAGAGAUGGGUGCGCUUCAGUUCUUCCGACUGGCGCGCCAGCGGUCUCCUCAGCCAUCCGGAAAAUGAGCUUCUGGACAUUGGGGUUGGGACUAGGUUUGACGGUUUUACCGGCCAAUAUACGUUGUCUUCGAAAGAACCAGAUCUGUUUUUACGGCCUGAUUCAAACGAGUUUCCUCUAAUUGUCAUGGAAAGCGGAUGGUCCGAAUCAUGGCCACGUUUACGCUCCGACAAAGACUUAUGGUUGAACGGAUCUAGUCAGGUGAACGCCGUCGUCUUGCUCAAGUGGUCUAAGACCUCCAACAACAGAGUGAAGGGUACCGCUGAAGUUUGGCGCAGAGGUGCCGGCGGUGGUCUUACUGUGGAUACAAAGAUUAUAUUCCCUGCACCUAAUCCUGCGCCCACCCCCGGCACUGAUAGUAUCGAGUUCAGUAGACAGGAUCUCUUUGGUCAACACAUGCUUCCGGGAAGGAACCCCACCGAUAUGUUCCCGUUAGAGAUAGAGGACUUGCGCGAUUUUGCUCGAGAGCGGCUGACGCGGUUAAUGGGACUUACUCCGGCCUGA
Messenger RNA from Aspergillus fischeri NRRL 181, 900 nucleotides. RefSeq lists its product as uncharacterized. The record is from RefSeq and is a predicted model, not a curated record. NCBI's taxonomy places the organism in Eukaryota, Fungi, Ascomycota, Eurotiomycetes, Eurotiales, Aspergillaceae. The transcript is spliced from 4 exons. The coding region runs from base 1 to 900 and encodes 299 amino acids.